UUGACUCGAACACACUCUCCGAAGCACCCCACGCUGCGCAGUUCGAUUAGAACCUCUUCCCCCAACUCUCUUCCCCAAAACCCCUCUUAAUACCCCGGAUUUCCGAAAUGGUGUUUGUGGAGUUGUUGUUAUUUGUGGCCGUGUUCGGUUUGUUGCUGUACAAAUGGUCCGUCCAUAGUUUUAACUACUUUUCCAAACGGGGUGUGGCCUAUGAGCCGCCUAUUCCACUCUUUGGUAAUAUACCUUGGUCGGUGAUGAUGGCCAAGGAUUCGUAUAUAAAACACAGCAUUGACAUUCACAUGCGCCUUAAGAGCCACAAGGUUUAUGGUGUUUUCAACCUCCGCGAUCCCCUUUUCUAUCUCUCCGAUCCGGAACUCAUCCGCCAGGUGGGCAUCAAGAGCUUCGACAACUUCUCCAACCAUCGCAAGGGUAUCACCGAUGGACCCAACGAUAUGAGUUUCAUUGGCAAGAGUCUGCUCAACCUACGGGAUCGCCGCUGGAAGGAAAUGCGCAAUACAUUGACGCCCACGUUCACCAGCCUGAAGAUCCGCCAGAUGUUUGAACUGAUCCAUGCCUGCAACGAGGAGGCGGUGGGUUAUGUGCGGCGACAGUUGGACGCGGGUAACUCGGAACUGGAGCUAAAGGACUUCUUUACGCGUUAUACCAACGAUGUGAUUGCAACGGCCGCCUUUGGCAUUCAGGUGAACUCGUUCAAGGAUCCCAACAAUGAGUUCUAUAGCAUCGGGCAGCGUAUCUCAGAGUUCAGUUUCUGGGGCGGACUCAAAGUGUUCCUCUAUCUUAUAAUUCCGAAGGUGAUGACGGCUCUUCGUGUUCCCGUGAUGGACAUGAAUAAUGUAGACUACUUCAAGAAGUUGGUCUAUGGCACCAUGAAGCAUCGCAAGGAGCAGAGUAUCGUUCGACCUGAUAUGAUCCAUCUCCUGAUGGAGGCCCAGCGGCAGUUCCAAAAGGAUCAGGAAGCUGCCAAGGGAGAUGCUAGUGCAUCGAAAGAGCAGCAUGCCGAGUUCAAUGAUGAAGAUCUCCUAGCCCAGUGCCUGCUUUUCUUUGCGGCAGGUUUCGAAACAGUUGCCACCUGUCUGAGUUUCACCUGCCACGAACUGCUCGCCAAUCCCGAGGUCCAGCAGAAGCUAUACGAGGAGAUCCUGGCUGUGGAGGAGGAACUGGAUGGCAAGCCACUUAACCACGACACCUUGAUGGCCAUGAAGUAUUUGGAUUGUGUUGUUUCCGAAUCGCUUAGGAAGUGGCCGCCAGCAUUUAUCAUCGAUCGCAUGUGCGCCGCAGAUUUUGACCUUAAGGAUGAAGAAGGCGAGGUGAUAGUGAAACUUCAGAAGGAUGAACUAGUGCAUAUACCCGUGGCUGCCAUACACCAUGAUCCCGAUAACUUCCCAGAGCCGGAAGUAUUCCGACCGGAACGCUUUGAUGAGGAGCAUAAGCACGAGAUCAAGCAAUUCACCUAUCUGCCCUUUGGUGUGGGUCCACGGAGCUGCAUUGGCAACCGAAUGGCCCUCAUGGAGGUGAAGUCCGUGCUCUACCAGUUGCUCCGCCAGUACAAGCUGAAGCCCACGGAUCGCACCGCAACGGACUUGAUGAGCAGCAUCUCAGGCUUUAGGAUGGUGCCGCGGGAACUGUUCUGGUGCAAGUUUGAGUUGCGCGAAGGAGACAAGUGAAAAACUAACCAAAUUCUUUAAAUAUUUAUGUGCAUGUAAC
Messenger RNA from Drosophila serrata, 1725 nucleotides. RefSeq names its product Cytochrome P450 9c1 (gene Cyp9c1). NCBI's taxonomy places the organism in Eukaryota, Metazoa, Arthropoda, Insecta, Diptera, Drosophilidae. Gene Ontology annotation, molecular function: monooxygenase activity; heme binding; iron ion binding. The record is from RefSeq and is a predicted model, not a curated record.